Messenger RNA from Priapulus caudatus, 1252 nucleotides. RefSeq names its product pro-neuropeptide Y-like. Bases 169 to 471 code for a protein of 100 amino acids. NCBI's taxonomy places the organism in Eukaryota, Metazoa, Priapulida, Priapulimorpha, Priapulimorphida, Priapulidae. The record is from RefSeq and is a predicted model, not a curated record. Gene Ontology annotation, cellular component: extracellular region. The transcript has 4 exons. Gene Ontology annotation, molecular function: hormone activity.
UCCGAGUGGGCGACGAGUUCAUACAAAAACGGACGCGGUCACCGCUCGCCAAGACAGUGAACGGUAGCCGCUUGACGAGAGAGGACAUAGUUUCUGCGUGGUUGGCUGCUACCAUUGGCGACGAACACUUUAAGUUGAUCUCGGCAAUUUCGAUCAAAAUCAGCAACAAUGUCCCGGACGACCAUCCUCCUAUCUUUCGCAAUCGGCGUCGUCUUCGUGGUUAUCAUGUGCAGGAGUACGAUGGUGGCGGCGGGAGACAUGCCGCUGCCGCCGCAGAGGCCGGGUGUCUUCAAGACGCCGCACCAGCUGCGAACAUACCUGCAGAAGCUCAACGAGUAUUACGCGAUCGUCGGAAGGCCCAGAUUUGGAAAACGGACAUUCGAUGAUUUGCGAGAGUUCGUUCAACGAGACUCGCUUGAGAAGCCGUGGUACGAAUCAAUACUCCAGGGCGAUAGGCGGCACGACUAUUAAUGGAGCUCAUCAAGUCAGCAAUGUCCGUACUGAAACACAUAUAAACACACCCGCUUCACAGUACCAAUCACAUUGACCCGUCUCCUAAUUCACGGGCAAGUCGUACAGAAUUUGGUCCAGCCAUCGCCAUCCUCGCCAUCGUCUAAUGUCACUGCUGUUGCUGAACGAUCGUCACUAUCGUCAUCGUCAUUCCGCGAGAACCGUCUCCAGAAACCUUUCUUCGGCGUCAGCGGUUAUUUCCAGACGCUAUACAUAUUAGUAUUGAUGUAUGGUUAAAACUCGAUCGAUACAUAUUCUGCUCUGCACGAUCUAGGCGAGCCGGCAGCGACAACAGCCGCGCGACUGUCAUGCCAAAGAUCGUGGUUUCAUUCCGAUAAUCGCUCACGUUGCAAUUAAUGAUAUGCACGAUAUAUGGCGGGUAUUGCACGUUGACUCUACUCUCCCGCGUAUCCGGUCACCUUGACACUAAGAUCACACACGGGCAGCGCACCUUCAGUAUAUAGCAGCAGUAAUGCUUUUAUAGCGUUAGAAACGAUUGACUAAAUACUCGUGUUAAAACCACUUUGAUGCGAAUUGUCUGUGCGAUGUUGACGUUUGUUCGUUAGCAUCAGGGAAUUAAUCUGUCAAAAGCCUAUGGCGUAUCUGUUACGGACCGUAGCGCUAACGGUAAUAUAUUAUUUAUUGGAAAAUAAAGUCUCAUAAUAUCACAUAAUAUGAGAAUCAUUAAUAUAAUAAUAUAUUUUUGACUACAUUACAAUAAACAGAUUCAUAUACAAGUGGC